Conger conger (European conger) is the source of this 1744-nucleotide messenger RNA. RefSeq names its product AT-rich interactive domain-containing protein 3A-like. The record is from RefSeq and is a predicted model, not a curated record. NCBI's taxonomy places the organism in Eukaryota, Metazoa, Chordata, Actinopteri, Anguilliformes, Congridae. The transcript has 8 exons. Gene Ontology annotation, cellular component: nucleus. Bases 73 to 1596 code for a protein of 507 amino acids. Gene Ontology annotation, biological process: regulation of transcription by RNA polymerase II. Gene Ontology annotation, molecular function: DNA binding.
GAGUCGUGAGGAGUCGUGAGGAGUCGUGAGGAGUCGUGAGGAGUCGUGACGUUGUGUGCGGCAGGGGGCGGGAUGAAGCUCCAGGCCGUCAUGGAGACCCUGCACAGGCAGCAGAGGGCCAAGCUGCUGAUGGAGCUGCAGGCCGGCCAAUCACAGCAGCCGCACCACUCCCUGUCGGCCAAUCCCGCGGAGGAGCCGAGGGAAGGCCCCGCCCCCGAGCCUGAGCAUGCUCAGAUGACCCGCGACGGCCCCUCGUCCAAUCAGAGCAGUGGCAAGGAGGAGGAGCAGGAGGAGGAGGAGGAGGAAGAAGAGGAAGAGGAAGAGGAGGAUUACAAAGACCUGAUGGGCUCUGAUGACGAACAUGUGACACAGAAGUGGGAGGGGGGGUGGCUGGAGGGGGAGGAGGGGGGGUCUCCUGUGGGCGGGCCGGGGGGGGUGACUCCAGGGCGGGGCAUCCUGCUCCUGCCCCCCCGCCCCCUUCCCCAGUCACCGGCCCUGAGGGCGCGGCUCACCUCGGCCACGCCCCCCCGUGAACCUCACAGCCAAUCAGCUGCCCAGGACCAUGCAGACUGGACCUACGAGGAGCAGUUCAGACAGUUGUAUGGACUGGACAGCAACCCACAGCGGAAAGAGUUUCUGGAUGACCUGUUCAACUUCAUGCAGCAGAGAGGGACCCCAGUGAACAGGAUCCCCAUCAUGGCCAAGCAGGUGCUGGACCUGUUCACACUGUACCAGCUGGUGACAGAGAAGGGGGGUCUGGUGGAGGUCAUCAACAGGAAGCUGUGGAGGGAGGUCACCAAGGGCCUCAACCUGCCCACCUCCAUCACCAGUGCUGCCUUCACCCUCCGGACUCAGUACGUGAAAUACCUGUACCCAUUGGAAUGUGACAGGAGGGGCCUCAGCAGCCACAGCGAGCUUCAGGCUGCCGUCGACGGCAACCGCAGGGAGGGGCGUCGCCAGAGCUGCGGCUCCGCCCUCUUCGCCUACUCGCCCAAUGGGACGCCUACCAUGCUGUCCUCCCGCAAGCUCUCCGCCCCUGGACUGGGCAGGGCCUGGAAGGGUGAGGAAGGGGUGUCGCUCCGGCCGGUUCGCAUGGUGAGGGCGUUGCGCGGUGUCGCCCCCCCAGAGGCCGUGGGCGGUAUGGCGGGGCCCGGGCCGCAGGCGAUGGCGGUGCAGGCAGCCGUGGCGGCUCAGAUGGUGGCCCUGGAGCAGCUGAGGGCGCGGCUGGAGUCGGGCGAGCCGCUGGAGAAGAAGAUGGCCGUGCCAGCCGAGGAACACCGGCCUCUCCUGCAGGGGGCGCUGCAGCACAGCCUGCUCGCCAUGGCAACCACACACACACCCAUGAGCGUCCACAUCCGCACCCCGGAUGACAGGCAGGACUCCGCCCUAAACCUGACCACUGGUGCCACCAGCAGCAUCAGCAUGUCUGUGGAACUGAACGGGGUGGUCUACACCGGUGUGCUGUUUGCCCAGGCAGACGGACCUGUUCUGUGCCAGCCUGCUGGGCCGUCCAGCAAAGCGUCAGACGCCUCCCCCAAAUCCCAGGCCCCCACCCUGACACCUAUCUCAUCCUGCUCCAGCAGCUCAUCUCCAUAGCAACCUCACAGCCAACCACAGCCAAACACGGGCCAAUCGGAGAGCGGAACUGUGCGCAGUGCACACCGACCGGCCAAUCGGAGAGCGGAACAGUGCCCUGUACACACAGACCUGCCUGGUCACUCACUCUGUUCUCUUUAUUUCUACU